AUGUUUGUAUUCAGCGGUGAGUACAAUAAUCACAUCUUCCUGCUGUUGGUUGCAACAAGCUUUGCCUUUGCCGCUGAGAAUGACGAUGAGCAAUUCAAUACGUUGUGCACUGAGUUAGAAGGCCUGUAUACACCUUCAAAAGGGAACGAACCUGACACCUGCUCCAACGUAAAGCUUAAGUAUGAUGUUAUUGAUGACGAAAUGGCAAAAAAAGUUUGCCAAAGGGUUUUUCCUUAUACGGUUCUAUCAGCCAAAAAAUUGAAGGAAUUUACGAUUACUUGCAACAUAGGAAUCGAACUUCGUUGUGGCGAAGGAUGGACCCAGAUCUACGACAAAUGCUACAAUUUCCAACGCAGGGUUCGCGAUUAUAACAAUACUAUGGACACUUGUAAAAUCAACGCCGGCAGAGUAGCAGUCCUUGACAAUAUGAAGCUCAUCCAGCUUUUUGACAAUGCCUUCGGUCCAAUGUCUCAUGUGUGGAUAGACAGUCGGUUACCGGAACGGUAUGCACAAAUAAAAACUGGAGAAUACGCCCAAAUUGCUUAUGACUUGGCUCCGAUGCUUUCCGUUGAAUACCAAUCAUUAAUUUUGGUUAAAGGAACCGAAAUGGCACAGGUUAUUUGUGAAUAUCGCCCAUCUGACACUGUUCCAUAUCUGAAAAAGAAGAUUAGUCGAUUGUCUGAAAUUUAUUAUUCUGGAGACAUUGUGGAAAACCGUCUCAUUAUUCGUACGGGAUCAUCAUACGUAAGCAAUGAAAAGGGUUUUGCGCGGGCUUUCGAGCACACUAUUUGCAAUAACAUGUUAAACGCUAUUGGCGUUCGAGGAGUACGAGGAGCUCUCGAAUUCAAAACAGAAGAUCAACUCAGAAAAAUCUUACUUGAUAGUGAUCUGAAAAAUCAGGGUGCUCUUUACCACAGUCCUGUCAUUUAUUCUAAUGUUCUAAAAGGAGAAGCUUGUUUUCCUAUGCAACUUGAAUCUAAAAUAAUCACUGAUUGCUCGGGAAAUGUGUUCCAACCUGCUCAGCACGGUGCUUAUGAAUACGAACGAUAUUACUACAAAGGAACUCACACAAACGCGUCUCAGCUACUAGCUCAAACAAACGGUGCUCGUGGACCAAUGAUAUGUCAAUCAGUUUUUGUGUCGGUAACUUACAACAAUUGCCAAAAACCGGAAGACCACUUUGCAGGUCGUCAUAUUUGUCAUCGGCCAAUCUCUUGGGCAACAACCUAUGAUAAUGCUCAAGAGGCUUGUCGCAGAAUGGGAAUGGUAUUAGCUGGAGUGAACAGCAACGAAGAACGAGAUUGGAUUUAUGAAAGAGUAAAAAAAGAAAACGGCGAUCAAGAUUAUUGGUUUGGCGCUCGUCGCAAGCUCUCAUGUUUGUACCAUUCAUGCGAUUGGAAUGAGAUGUAUUCAUGGGAAAAUGGAAUAGCAUCAGAUCGAACAAUGGAAACCAUGUCAUUCUUUGGUUAUGGAUAUCCUAAAUAUCGUCCUCAAACUCCACAUUGUUUAGUCAUGAAAAAACACUCCUAUUAUAAGGGUGCUUUUGGUGAAGACGACUGCCAGAAUGUUAAUCGAUUCGUCUGUUCCAAUCUAUUGAAAGUCGUUAAAUCCGAUUAUGAAUAA
Messenger RNA from Caenorhabditis bovis, 1623 nucleotides. The record is from the annotation of a GenBank genome assembly. Lineage: Eukaryota; Metazoa; Nematoda; Chromadorea; Rhabditida; Rhabditidae.